AUGGAUCGGACGAUGAUCCUAAAGCAAGGCUCCGAAAGCUUCGAAUGUAGUUGGUUUGCCAGUCAUAUAUCUAUGGGAAACGGCCAGUACCCAUAUUGGAAGUCUGUGGAUAUUAUCAUCCGAAAGAUUUCCUCGUUGGCAAAUGGUGGUCCGCUCUGCGAGGUUGAACCAGUUACCCAAUCGCCUCUUGGACCAUCGGCCGCCGGGACAGACUUCCUUCAGACACUCCUAUCAGCCGCCGCUACCGCCCCAGCCGGCAGAGGGAGGGCCGCCAAAUUGGUUAUACCACAAGUUCGGGGGUAUAUUGUUCGAUCCGAUAUCGUUCCACUACGCAUGGUCGAUUACCCACAGAUGACAAGCGUGGUCUCCUUUGCGAAGCCUCAACAGUGGUUCUCCGGGGAGGAGCUGACCGACGAGAGUAUAUGCAAUCUUCAGGAAAUUUUUAUGAUAGCGGCUGGUGGUAUAAUCCUUGAUACUGGUGAAGCAAAGUCCGAGAUGACUUCAAGUCUAGAUGACCUAGAGGUUGAAAUACGGAAUCGCUUGUCGUUCAAAUGGUUAUUGGAGGAACCACGGCCUAAGCAAACGUUGGCGUUUGUUGGUAACUAUCUGCAGUACCCAGGGCACGAAGGCACUGGGGCAAAUCACUAUUCCGCCGCAAAAGCCCUGGAUAUCACUGUGAUAGUACUUGAUGCUCCUGGAUGUUGGUUGGAGAGGGAGGAGUAUGCGAACUUGCGUGGAGCAUUCCUCCCCAUUGAUAUGAAUCGUGAUCCUGAGCUUCCCAACAGGAUCGUUAAUGCCAUAUCUGGGUAUGGGGGAAAGAUCGACGGGAUUAUCACCUUCCACGAGUCUCUAUCAGCAUUAGUUGCCAGGGCUGCGCAACUCCUUCUGCUUCCGACGGCAUCCCCAGAAGCUCUUGAAAUUGCAACUGACAAGUACAAGACCGGUGUUGCAGAAGGGCGUGUGGCUUAUCACGCGUCUAGCGUUCAGGAUGCCCAAAAAAUUUCCGAUCAAGCUGAUUUAAAGUACCCCUUGGUUGUAAAGCCAUGUCGAGGCGGGUCUUCUGAGGGGGUUACUAAAGUUGAUAAUGCUUCUGAACUCAUAAAUGCAGUCAGACUCAUCGACUCACUCGCUGAUCGUCAUGGAUCACAACUUGUGAUUGAAGAAUAUUGUGAUGGGCCAGAAGUGGACGUCAAUUUGGUACUCUGUGAUGGGGAGGUGUUGUUCGCUGAAAUUUGUGACGACUUCCCCAAAUGUGGUGAUGAAGCAACUGUGGAAAAUGGGUCGGGAUUUAGUGAAGUUGCAAUGGUUUAUCCCUCUAAGCUUCCUUCGCCUGAGCUGAACACGAUUCGCAGGUCUGCACAUCAGAGCCUGUUUCGACUUGGGUUUGAAUCCGGUAUAUUCCACCUAGAAGCUCGUGUCAAAGACUCGGAUAUGGUCUAUGUCCUUGAAGACGGAGUCAUGGAUCUUGACUACCGUGAAACUGUAUCCAAAGGCGCUACUCCGAGCUCUUGGUUGAUUGAGAUCAAUCCACGGCCACCCGGAAAAAUGGGGACAGAUGCGGUUGAGGCCACGUAUGGUAUCGAUUACGUAGGACUUGGCCUACUAUUCCCACUGAAUGAUAAAGAGCGAAUAAGAGCUUUAACACAGCCCUUUAUCCAAGGUUCACAAUACUGGUGCCAGGUUAUCUUUAUCCCAGCAAAUAAAGGGGGUAUUUUCGACGCUGACAAUGUGUGCGACGAGCUGAAGCAGCGCAGACCAGAUCUUACACAGCAUAUUUCAACCAGCGUAUGCUACUUCAGAAAGGGCGAUGUUGUGCCAUCUCCUAGCUCCGGAAUUCCUGCCGACAGCAUCUCUGUUCAUCUCAUCAAGCGCCAGACGGCUGAUUCGAUAUUUCAUAUAUCGCCCAGCAUGUCGCUCGUAACCGGCGAAAAGUCGAACUUCCAGUUCAUCCUCCGUCUUCUCAACACCAAUGUCGACGGUAAACAAAAGAUCAUGUACGCCUUGACCAAGAUCAAGGGUGUCGGUCGCCGAUACUCCAACUUGGUCUGCAAGAAGGCCGAUGUCGACCUCCACAAGCGUGCUGGUGAAAUUUCCUCCGAAGAGCUCGAGCGAAUCGUCACCAUCAUCCAAAACCCAACCCAGUACAAGAUCCCCACCUGGUUCCUCAACAGACAGCGUGACAUCGCCGACGGCAAGGACAGCCAGGUCCUUGCUAACCAGAUGGAGAGCAAACUCCGUGAAGAUCUGGAGCGACUGAAGAAGAUCCGCGCCCACAGAGGUCUCCGUCACUACUGGGGUCUCCGUGUCAGAGGUCAGCACACCAAGACCACCGGCCGACGAGGACGAACCGUCGGUGUCAGCAAGAAGAAGGGUUAA
Arthroderma uncinatum is the source of this 2376-nucleotide messenger RNA. RefSeq names its product ATP-grasp domain-containing protein. Lineage: Eukaryota; Fungi; Ascomycota; Eurotiomycetes; Onygenales; Arthrodermataceae. The coding region runs from base 1 to 2376 and encodes 791 amino acids. Gene Ontology annotation, biological process: translation. The transcript has 5 exons. Gene Ontology annotation, molecular function: metal ion binding; structural constituent of ribosome; RNA binding. The record is from RefSeq and is a predicted model, not a curated record. Gene Ontology annotation, cellular component: small ribosomal subunit; cytosol; ribosome.